AUGUCAGAAGAAGCUGUUACUGAGGCACGAUUUUCUCUGAAGACUGUAGCUUUGCGGGUAUUUCAUCUUCCCCUUUAUUGGUAUUGUUCUCUUAACCAGAUAAAGCUUUCCCCUGGAUUAAAGAAGCUCUUCACAGUAACAGCAGUGAGUGCAAUAUCUGUUAUUUUUCUGGCCCGUCAUUUUAAAAGAAGACGUGGAAAGAAAACCAAGAAAGUGCCACCAUGGGAACCAAGUCAUCUAGUAUUAGAGUGUACCAAAGCAGCUGCAUCAGAAAAAGGUUCUAGUUGUUCCAGUAGUCGGCAAAACUUGACUCUUUCUCUGAGCUCUGCCAAGGAAAAAGGAUCUCAGUCUUGUAUCUAUGCAAAUGGGGGACUUUUCAGUAAAUACUCCGGUUCAGUUCAGAGUCUGGUCUCGGUUCAGAGUGCCACCUCUUGUCACAGUUGUGCUUGUGGCAAUUCUAAUUCCUGGGAUAAAGCAGACGAAGAUGAUGUUAAGCUUGUCAAUAUUCCAGUGACCACACCUGAAAAUUUAUAUUUGAUGGGCAUGGAGCUUUUUGAAGAAGCACUGCGUCGAUGGGAGCAGGCGCUAACUUUCCGUAACAGGCAAGUUGAAGAUGAAGCAAGUUGUGGUUCCAUUAAGCUGGGAGCAGGAGAUGCAAUUGCAGAAGAAAGCGUAGAAGAUAUCAUUAGUGCUGAAUUCAUUCAUAAGCUUGAAUCCCUUCUUCAAAGAGCUUAUCGUCUUCAAGAGGAGUUUGAGGCUACCCUUGGGGCCUCUGAUCCUGCCUCUCUAGCUAAUGAUAUUGAUAAACAUACAGACGUUACCGUAAAGGAUAAUACGGAUGAUUUCUGCCUUCGAGAUACAUUAAGCAUUGCAUCAACAGACUCCUUUGUUUCCACAGCUGAGCUUACAGAGCACAGAGAGACUCGUAACACGUAUGGUCUAGAUUCCCUUUGCCAUUGCCCAUUGUAUGAGGAAGCUAUGCACUUAGCAGAAGAAGGCAAAAUUUAUUCACGAGUGUUAAGGACUGAAAUGUUUGAAUGUCUAGGAGACAGUGACUUCCUUGCUAAGCUUCAUUGUAUUCGACAAGCUUUUCAGAUAAUUCUUUCAGAAACAUCAAACAGAAUAUUUCUUGCUGAAACUGGAAGAAAAAUUUUGUCUGCUUUAAUUGUGAGAGCACGAAAGAAUCCAAAGAAAUUUGAAGAUGUCUUUGAUGAAAUGAUAUAUUUUUUGGAACAAACAGAUCACUGGGAUAAUACUGAAAUGGAACUUGCUGCUAGAGGAGUGAAAAACGUGAAUUUUUAUGAUGUUGUUCUGGACUUCAUAUUAAUGGAUUCAUUUGAAGAUUUAGAAAAUCCACCAAUUUCUAUACAGAAUGUAGUAAAUAACCGCUGGCUGAAUUCCUCUUUUAAAGAAACAGCUGUAGCUUCAAGCUGUUGGUCAGUACUGAAGCAGAAACGACAGCAAAUGAAGGUGCCUGAUGGAUUUUUUGCACAUUUCUAUGCUAUAUGUGAACAUAUCAGCCCUGUUUUGGCAUGGGGCUUUUUGGGGCCUAGAAAUUCCCUUUAUGACCUAUGCUGCUUCUUCAAGGAUCAAGUGCUUUUCUUCCUCAAAGACAUUUUUGAUUUUGAAAAGGUGAGAUACUCAACUAUGGAGAGUUUGGCUGAAGAUCUGAUGCAAUUAUUAAUCCGACACACUGAACUUUUAAUGGCCUAUCUUGGAGCAGAUUCACUAAGACAUGUCGGUGCUUGCGUAAGUGGUCAUGGCCAUGUCAUCACCAGUGGGCUCUUAGAAGCAAAAGUACAGUAA
Messenger RNA from Balearica regulorum gibbericeps (East African grey crowned-crane), 1806 nucleotides. The record is from RefSeq and is a predicted model, not a curated record. NCBI's taxonomy places the organism in Eukaryota, Metazoa, Chordata, Aves, Gruiformes, Gruidae.